CCAAACGUCAAGAGACCCAACACUGAAGAUAGCAAAACCUACUUGUCAUGCGAACUGUGGCAACAUAGAUCUCUUUGUCGUGAGGCUCAGUCUAAGAAUAAAAUAAAACUCCCGAACUCCUUGAGUCCUUCUCCCCCACACCGGGCUGUUAUAUCCGGGUUCUUCAACGCGAAACUCGCUCAAGCAAAAACGACAACAGGGCCUCCGGCCAAUUCCUUUAUUCUUUUUAUGUGUCAUGCCCGUAUUUAUGGCUCACUUGCCUAGGUACUCAGCCGGACUUCUGUUUCUUUCUUUCUUUCUUUCUUUGCCACAAAGUUGGAAUCUCCUUCGGGAGUCGAAUUGUUCUAUAACACGGCGCAACGCAACAAUUACUAUAUGCUGUAGCUUCUUCCUUUGAUUCUUGCGUUUGCCCCCCUUCACCACCACCCCCUCCCAUAUCAUGCAGAAAGAAAAAGCCCACAAAAAGAGGGCUUUGUCCUUUAUCUACCUAGGUAUCUAUUCAUAGAAAUAUAUAUCUUAAAUUUCGAUCCUUGAGAUGGACCAGGGGGAGAGAGAGAGAAAGUCCCAUCAUGUCCUUAUUAUAUUACUCGUAGAUUUCGAUUUUCCCUGAUAUUGAGUAACUCUUCCAAAGACACACCCUAGCUUAGCGAGCUAUUACUACCUGAACUUGAUCCAGCGUUCGGUACCCAAUGACAAGCGAUGUGAAUAUCUCGAGGCGCCCCGGUCUCGAGCCUAUAUGGACUCCUAGCUACCACUACGUUAGCGACAUGCCUAAGACGAUCGUUCGGCCAACUCCCAUCAGCGCGGGCUUGUCUCCGUCGCCGAUAUCCCCCAAGGCCUUCCCAAGCUUACCCAGUCCCAACCCAGUCCAUCCCGCCUCGUAUGACGGAUCGAUGAGAAGGCAAGAUCGGGCGCUAGUCAACAGCCUCGACCAGAGAGCAGUGCCGUCCCUAAACUCGGCGCUUCUGACCCCUGUCGAGGAGUAUUCCCCCUCGCCUUUAGUCGCACGGCUCGAAAAGAUCAGCAUCCUCCCGCCGAUGAGCAUCGCGAAUAACCCAUUAGCACCAGCUCCGCCAGAAGCGCCGCUUCGGCGAAGAAGUCUGAUGUCUCUGGACGGGCCAGCAUCGAUGCGGGCACAGCACCAGGUUAGAAAUCACAGCUACUCCAGCAUGGAAUACCUCACGUCCCCGAAUUCCCCGCGAUGGGACGCCACAAUGCGACUCCGAAACCAACUUCGGAACUGGGGCCAUGUCUACUUGGGUAACUCCAAGAUGGCCGAUGCCUUCAUAAUCGCAAGGUCUCUGCGCCAACACAACUGCCACUCCCCAACGAGCCCACCAUUCGCAAAGUUGCCACCACUACCACCACCAACAGCAGCAGCAGCAGGAGGAGGCGCACCACCAAACAAACGCCUCACGGUUCGCGCCAUAAUCCGUCCCCAGUCCCAAGACAGGCCGGCGUUCCUAAUCCAGCGGAACUUCGACAUCGAGGAGCUGCGGGCCACGAUCCCGGACCCGCCGCCCGCGCACGCCCCAGCAAUGAAAGGCGUCUCGGACGGCCCGCGCUCCCCCGCGGGAUUCAUGUCUCGGAAGAACGGCGUCCCCGCCUCGACCGCACCACCACCCUCGUUGUUGUUGUUGUCGUUGUCGUCGUCGCAGUCGCGGCCCAGACGAUCGAGCGUAGCAGGACGCUCGGACGCGAGCGCGCUGGACCUCGAGAGCUUGAUCCGGGACGGGAAGGCUAUUCCCAUGCAUCUCCCGUACGCGCGAGCUUACCUGCCCGUGGUAGCGGCGCUGCUCGUCUCCGGGCACAUCUGCGAGGGGGACGUCGUGUACCUGCCCAUGCCGCACGCGGAGGCGUGGCCGGCGACGGUGCGGUACGUGUACACGGGGCAGGGCGAGCUGACGGAAGCCGUGCGGGAAAAUAUAUUGUAUUUAGCUGGGAAGGUGUGAUGAUCUGUCUAUCUGUCUAUCUAUCUGGGCGUUUGGAGAAGGGGAGUCGUGGCGAAAUAUUUAUUAUCAGGUUAGGUACCUUAAGUAAGGUAAUGCAUGUCAUGUCAUGUCUGAGGUAGAUAUGUACGUAUGUGCUGGGCUGUAUGAUUUAUUUGGUACCUACCUACAUAAUGCGGAAUGGCAAUGGUAAUGAGGAUAUGAAUGGGCAGGACAUAUGGACACAUGGACAUGAUGCUUGGAAAAUGGGUUGGAUAUCGGCGUAACCUUUCUUGUAGCAAUUAUUCUUUGAUACGUAAAUUCCUGUAUCUCAGGGAAUUAUCUGGCUGGCAGACAACUGCAUCUGAAGCUGCGUUUGGAAUCCAUAUUGCGAUUGUUUACAAGUUAGAAAGGAGUUAAAGAGGCUAGCCAAUUGCCAGUCACUCCUCACUCCUAUGCAAUACCGUCUUUAGCUCC
Messenger RNA from Daldinia caldariorum, 2405 nucleotides. RefSeq lists its product as uncharacterized. The coding region runs from base 690 to 1952 and encodes 420 amino acids. The transcript is spliced from 2 exons. NCBI's taxonomy places the organism in Eukaryota, Fungi, Ascomycota, Sordariomycetes, Xylariales, Hypoxylaceae. The record is from RefSeq and is a predicted model, not a curated record.